This is a messenger RNA of Hypomesus transpacificus, 1682 nucleotides long. RefSeq names its product ladderlectin-like. Bases 38 to 463 code for a protein of 141 amino acids. Lineage: Eukaryota; Metazoa; Chordata; Actinopteri; Osmeriformes; Osmeridae. The record is from RefSeq and is a predicted model, not a curated record. Gene Ontology annotation, molecular function: signaling receptor activity. The transcript has 4 exons.
GAGACUAAGGGUGGAGGAGGAGACAGGAGAGGACAGGAUGUCAAACAGGAGAGACAGCAGGAGCAGAUGUCCCUCAGGAUGGACCGGAUAUGGAUCUCGCUGUUUCCUGUUUGUCGACUCUGAAAGAACAUGGGCUACAGCCGAGCGUUACUGUAUACACUUCAGUGCCAACCUGGCCUCGGUGCACAGCUCUGAGGAGUAUCACUUCCUCCAGGAAGUGGUCAGAAGGGAGAGUGGUGACUUCUCAUAUGUUUGGCUUGGAGGUUCUGAUGCUGUUGAGAACCAGGCAUGGUUCUGGAGUGAUGGGUCCAGGUUUGAAUACCAGAACUGGCACAGAGGGGAGCCCAAUAAUGUGAGAAACAGGGAGCAUUGUAUGAUGAUGAACUUUGGAGGUGAAUAUCGCUGGAAUGAUGUACCAUGUGGAAAUCACUACCGGUUCAUCUGCUCUUUAAAGCUUUGUUAAUUCUGGAACUAACUCCUCGAAGGUUACAUUCUUGGACUAAGCUAACUCAAGUAUGUUAUAGCCACACAAGGAUGUUAUAAUUGAGGGGUCAAUUGUACUGAUCAGAGUAUGAAUGCAUUUGUGUUUUUCCAUCUUUGUGAUACAUGUAAUAGCAUUCUUCCUUAAACAAAAUAGAAAAUGUUUUUUCUGCCUGUAUUUACUCUGCCUGGUAAAUACAGACUGUUCCUUGACUCCAACCACCAAAACACUGUUUGAACUAUGCACUUCUUAUGCUUCAUUAUUUGAUGUACUUUCUACAUGCCUGAUUUGUAUGUCGCUUUGGAUAAAGGGCUCUGCUAAAUGAGUAACAUGUAAUGUAAUGGAAUAUGAAUCACACGGUAAUUUACAGGUUUCAAUGUGACCUGAGUGAUUCAAUAAAAGUGCUGAAACCAACAAAAGAUGCUUUUUCCGUCUCCAUAGCGAUCCUUCCACACUUAUUGAGAAUCAGCAGCUGUCCACUCUAGGGCCGGUUGCAUGAACUUCGAUUAAGACUAGUCUUAGCCUUAAACUGUCUUAAGUUGUCAGGUUAGACUAGUCUAACUUAGCCUGUUGCAUAUACAGUAAGACUGACUUAAUUUGAGGUAAAAAAAAGUUGGCCAUCUCUCCCACUGGCUAAACCUUGCGGUAAGGGCUGAGUUGCUAUGCCAGCAAUCUGUUAGUAGCCAGAAAUCAGAUAAUAAGAUCGAUAAGCAGUCUCAAAAAUGUUAUCAAUAUAAAAAAUAAAACGAUCCCUUUCCGUAAUCAUGAAAUGUUCACUGCACCCCCUGUCAAUGCAGGCUGCAUCCGGCCCUGGAUGGAAGGCAAUUUCAAGAAAGAUGGGAGAGCGAAUACAUGUUUGUGCUUCAAGGAGAAAAAACUGUAUAUAUUUUGUGUUAUGAGGCGAUGUCAGUCGUUAUAGAGUACAAUCUCCGUCUGCCUUUUGACACCAAACAUGGAGAACAUUUCAAAUGUAGCCUUCAAGAAAAACAGCAGAUUGUCUAAGAAUUUAAAGGCGGACUGCAAUCGCAGCAGAUUAUGUUUACCAAAGCUACAGCUAAAAAAAUGUUUUACAUCGUAAACAUCGUAGUUACAACUGGCCCUUCGAGGGUAACCAUAAUGCCAAUGUGGCCCUUGGUGAAAAUAAGUUUGACACCCCUGACUUAAGGCCUCUGAGUCACUUACAGUAGGGCAGGGGUGUCAA